UUGCGGAAACGCAAGGGCCUAAACACGUUUCAGUUACGUUGCAGCGGUGCAAUCGAACCUCAAUGGAUGGUCUUCUUGCCGGGUAUCUACUGGGGGACGUUAUCACGCGAGCGACAGAAAUCAUGGAUUAUCCAGUGUUGCAAUACUUGUGUGGAUUACAUGGUGUUGGUCUUACCGUAAGCCCCUUGCAUGAUCAUAUUCAGGGGAUUGUACACUAUCAAAAUCAUCCUCUCCCAAAUUUUCUGCACCGAUGCUUAAAUGUGGCAAUUGCUACCGAAGCACCCCUCCUCUACCACCACGGCUCAUCUCCACUGUUUGAGGAAUACGGAACAGCAAUGAAAAUAUGCGGCCUGAGUUUUCUUGAUCUUACGGAAUUGGCUCGAAAUAGCGUGAUGAUAUCCUCUUUUCCGCUGGAGACCAAGAAGGAAUGGCUAGGGGAAAACUUUAACCGGGGAGUUGAGGGAAAUGCAUUUGAAUUGAGUCAAGUGACAAACGUGCGCCUUGCAUUCCGUGAGGAGUCAUGGGACUUGGAACGUGGCAUGCUGAAGGAUUUAUAUAUCAACCGAAGUCUCCCACGCGAAGCGAUAGGGUCGAGUCGUUGGCAUUACAUUAGUAAUGUGAAGGAGGUGGAAUAUCACACUGUGCUGGAUACGCGAGUUCGUUUUCCUCGCACAGUCCUGAAUGGCCCCCACAAGGAAGUAAAGUGGGCUGUCAGUGCCGCACGAGGCAUCGCUCGGGCAAUGGAUCUGCGCUUCAAGUACAUUUGGGAACCUCCAAAUCCGUGGGAGGUGACACAACAGCGCUCCGUGGAGGCCGAUUUUCAACGAAAAACCGACAGUUUCAACGAGGACGACUGGACGUAUGCCGCAAAUGACGCCGUCUUUAUUUCCUUCCCCAAAAAUGUCGUCCAUGCAUGGCCUCGACAGCUUCCAACGGUGGAGAAAUUCCGCAACGAUUUAAAGGAGCUACAAGACAUUUGUGCAUCCUCGGAUGUGAAGGACUUUUCACAAAAACGACUUGAAAAUUUGGAACAUCGGUUUCGUCUUCAUCUUGCCCUGAACCACGCCAACGAGGCGGGAACGACGGAGGAUCGUGUUUCUUCAAACCGCGAUAUUUAUCAGGCGGUGAAGGUUGACACACACAUUCACAUGGCGGCCGGUAUGACCGGACGACAGCUUUUGAGUUUCGUUGUGAAGAAGCUCAUGUAUAGUGGGGACGAUAUUGCCACGAAGAGGGGGGAUUUGAUUCACACCCUUGGUCACUUCUUUAAGAAGAAUGGCAUCACCAAGAACCUGACCGUGGAUCAGUUGAACGUGCAGGCAGACCACACCUUAUUUGAGCGCUUUGACAAUUUCAACAAUAAAUACAAUCCAAUGGAGAACCCGGAGCUUCGCUCAUUACUUCUGAAAACGGAUAAUUUCAUGAAGGGACGAUACUUUGCGGAGCUGAUUCAAGAUGUGUUUGCGCAGUACUCAAGGGAUCGCCACACAUAUGCUGAAAACCGUGUUUCCAUUUACGGUAUUAACAUCAGGGAAUGGGACAAUCUUGCACUCUGGUUUUCCACGCAUGGGAUGUCGUCUAAACAUAACAAGUGGGUCAUUCAAGUACCGCGUGUGUACAAGGUUUUUCGUGCACAGAAUUUGAUUGGGAGUUUUGGACAAUAUUUACAAAACAUAUUUCAGCCACUCUGGGAAGCCUCACUGCAUCCUUCCGAGCAUCCUUUGAUACAUCACUUUUUAAACCACAUGAGUGGGUUUGAUUCUGUCGACAAUGAAGCAACACUUGAUUUGCCAUUUUUACCAGUGUCACCAUGGGCAUGGACAUCCGUAGAGAAUCCUCCAUAUAAUUAUUAUUUGUACUACUUGUAUGCCAACAUCCGUACACUUAACGAAUUUCGGGCAUCACGAGGAUUUUCAACAUUUGCGUUGCGUCCUCAUUGUGGCGAGUCAGGGUCGGCAGAGCAUCUUUAUGGCGCUUUCCUCUGUGCAAACAGUAUUUGCCACGGCAUCAACCUUCGGGAUGACUUUCCAAUGCAAUAUUUGUUUUAUCUUUCGCAAAUUGGCUUGCACGUAUCACCACUGAGCAACAAUGCUCUCUUUCUACGUUUCUUGAAGAACCCGUUUCCGGAAUUUUUUCGCCGCGGUUUAAACGUCUCACUUAGCACAGACGAUCCAUUGAUGUUUCACCAGACACAGGAACCCCUUAUUGAGGAGUAUAGUAUUGCAGCACGCGUGUGGGGCCUUUCUCCCAAUGAUCUCUGUGAGAUUGCACGUAACUCGGUAUUGCAGUCUGGAUUUGACUACGUGUUCAAGCGAGAUGCCAUUGGAGAUCAAUGGUACAUGAGCUCCUCCCUUGGAAACGAUUCUUUGCGAACUCAUCUCUCUGAUAUCCGUGUCGCCUUUCGGUUUGAGACAUACCACACAGAGAUGGAUAUUCUUGAAUUGUGUUCUGGGCGUCCCAUCAAGCGUUGCAUGCUCACAACGAAUCAAGAAGAGGAAAUCAAUGAGAAAAAUUUUGACGUUGAACCUGAGAAAGUCAUUCUGUCAACGCACGAUCAGGCAAUAGAAAUCAUGCUCCGCGAAGUUGAAACAGGGCGGGAACAACUGCGUGUCUCGCGGGUAAAGGUGGACGCUUUGCGUCGACAGCAAAAGUCGCUUGUGGAUAAGCUGACAGAGUUGGCCAUACAUCAACAGGAAAUGCAGGAGGAGGCUGAACGCUGCAAUCGCGCGGAGGCCUUACGCUACGAGCGGCGUCCUCCCACACCGCCUGAUGCGGCAUUUAUGACGUCUGAGCGGGCGACAGUGCAGCGGCUCCUUCGAUGGCGUCCAAAGCCAUUGGACGUAUUGAACCAUACGACGGAGUCAUCUGUGCCACUGAGGAACCCUAGAAGGUUGCCCAGUUUGAAUGCUCCUAGCAUCGGUUUCCGGCGCACCAUUUAA
Molecule: messenger RNA, 2939 nt
Organism: Trypanosoma cruzi
Lineage: Eukaryota; Euglenozoa; Kinetoplastea; Trypanosomatida; Trypanosomatidae
Product: AMP deaminase, putative
Exons: 1
Biological process (GO): IMP salvage; AMP metabolic process
Cellular component (GO): cytosol
Molecular function (GO): AMP deaminase activity
Source: RefSeq, a predicted model, not a curated record